Messenger RNA from Trematomus bernacchii (emerald rockcod), 2958 nucleotides. It is a transcript of the gene cep97, whose product is annotated as centrosomal protein 97. The transcript has 11 exons. The record is from RefSeq and is a predicted model, not a curated record. Gene Ontology annotation, molecular function: protein binding. Lineage: Eukaryota; Metazoa; Chordata; Actinopteri; Perciformes; Nototheniidae. The coding region runs from base 68 to 2341 and encodes 757 amino acids.
UUUCACACCAGACUGUAGUAGCUGGUAUAGUUUUUAGAUAGCGUUAGGUGUUGCCUUAUGCGACAGGAUGGGGGUAUCAGAUUUACAAUUCGACACAAAUGCUGGACCUGUGGUGGAUCUUUCAGCACGCGGUAUGCAAAAGCUGGAUCCGGAUUUAAUCUGCUCCGAGGACACUCACACUCUCAUCCUGGACCGUAACCAAAUAAUGAAACUGGACUAUCUGGAAAGGAGCCCUGGCCUUCAGCAGCUAUCUGUAGCCAGUAAUCGCCUGGUGAGAAUGAUGGGUGUGUCUCGGCUAACAGAGUUGACAGUCCUCAAUCUUCCAAAUAACAGUAUUGGAUAUAUCGAGGGGCUAAGAGACAUGCCAAACCUUAAAUGGCUAAACCUGUCUGGGAACAAUAUUAAGGUCAUUGAGCAACUCAACAACUGUGUUUCUCUUCAACAUCUGGAUCUGUCUGACAAUAACAUAUCUACCAUUGGUGAUGUGACUAAACUGGUGGCAUUAAAGACACUGUUACUCCAUGGAAACAGCAUUACAACACUACGGACUGUGCCUGUUCAUCUACCUUCCCAAUUAUCCAUUCUUUCGCUGGCAGAAAAUGAGAUAAGGGAUCUUAAUGAAGCAUCGUACCUUGCACCUCUCCAUGAACUAGAGCAGCUUUCCAUUAUGAGCAAUCCUUGUGUCAUGGCAACCCCAUCAUUGCCGGGUUUUGAUUAUCGGCCAUAUGUUAUGAGUUGGUGUCUGAGCCUGAAGGUCCUGGAUGGCUAUGUGGUGUCACAGAAAGAAGGUCUCAAAGCAGAGUGGCUCUACAGUCAGGGAAAAGGACGUUCAUAUCGACCAGGUCAGCAUGUUCAGCUGGUUCAAUACCUGGCCACUGUUUGCCCUCUGACAUCAUCACCGGCACUGGAGACGGCAGAAGACGCCAAACUGGAGAAGAUCCUCAGUAAGCAGAGGUUUCACCAAAGGCAGCUGAUGGAGGAGACCCGAGGAGGCUGCUCCAGCCUUCCUCGUCCAACUCAGCUAGAUGUGGAGAGGCACAGUCCUUCACAUCCCGUCCCACAGGGGGGAGCCAGAGAGGUGAAACAGAUCGAUGCACCGGCACCAGCUGCUGCUCCAUCAGUCUUGGAGACAGAGCCAGUGGUGCAGUUUAACACCUGGAUGAGCUGUGAUUCUUCCCACCAAUCAUUGCCUGUAGUUCGCAGCCCAAGGCCCAAAGAGGAGCACAUCUACUUAGAGGAUGUGCAGACAGAUGAGGAGAAACUCAACAGCAGCAUGCUUUCCUCUGAGUCCACCUUUCUCCCAUUCACAUCUGAUGUGGAGCCACAAACAACACACUCUGACAGCGAGGACGAGACACAGACAUUUGAACUGGACUCCCUUGCUCCAAAGUGGCCAGCACAGCCCAAAAACCACAACACAAACAAGACACAUCAGGCACCCCCAGUGGAUGUGCAAGAGAGCGGUCUUGAAGGGGAACUUAUAUCUGGUGCAGCCACUACAGGUGGAUCACUGGGGGUCAGAGUAAGCACACCACAAAAUAAUCUGGAAACAUCCUUUGACUUUGGUAGAGCAGAGACAAAAGAAAACACAGAGCAGGAAGAAGUCGGUAUUUGUGCCAAUAAAUCAAAUGUGACGGAAGCAGACAGGGCAGCAGUUAAAAUCCAGUCAUGGUGGAGGGGACAGCACACUCGCUGUUAUCACCCCAUGGCCAGGGAGGUGCGUAAUGAAAUCCGCCUGUGCAGGAUGCAAGACCACAUCGUCUCCCUGUCUGGAAAGUUAGACAGGGUGCAGCAGCAGUAUGAAGAAGAGCGGUUACAAAGGCUGGUUCAGGAGGAAGCUGUCAAGUUCCUGUGGAAACAACUCCAGUCCAUGCAGCAGUGGAAGCAGUCUGUGGAGCAGCAGCUGUCCAGCAUCAGUCAGGCCGUCACCCCCGCUCACAUCUCCGCUCCUGGACUGUGUGUCCCGCCUGUUGCAUCCAGCACGGCCAUCCCACCCAGCACAGGGGCCUCGUUCCCAGACUCCGGCUUCCAGUCAACGAGUGAUCAGCUGGCAGCGCAGGAGGACAGCUUCCUGAGCAGCGGGACAGCAGACUCUCUGAAGACGGUGCGAGCACUGAGCUCUGUUUGUAGCGGUGGUGUGGACAGCGCAGACUGCAGCCUGCUGGAGCAGUACCUCUCAUCGGUGCAGCAGAGGGAGGAGGAGGCUGAGGAGGGCAUCAGUGAUAGAACAGAAACACCACAGCCCUCCUCACCAGCAUCACCCAGCAAAACAGCACAGUCCCCCCCCCAGGAGGCUGCAGACAACAAAUCAGAAGUAAAAUGUCUGAAGGAAACUGUCUGAGGGUCUUCACCUAACAAACACUGUGCACUAUUACUGACUCAUUUGGCACUGAUUGCAAACUCGAGAUGCAUUGCUCCCUCUUGAGACUUUGUCCCUGCACUUAUCUUGAUAACUGACCCAAAUCUCAUAUAACGGUGCACCCUUAGUUUCCUUUGUUCAUCAAGACUGAUCCGAGGAUAGGCUUGAAAACAACAACUUACUGUGAAUGUAACUCACAUGUUUUUAUACUUCACUUUGUUCUGAUAUUUAACAUUUUCCUCCCUGUGUAAAGGCAACUAUUGUGAUGUAGGUUAGGAGCAUAUUAGUAGCUUCAAAGCAAUCAUUUUAGGAUGAAACACAGUAGGUUUCUACCUCUUCUGACUUAAAUAUCAGGCACAGCAUAUCCUGUUUCCUUUCUAAAUAUCCACUCUGUCAAAAACAUGUAAUUAGCUUCAGUUAAGCGGCUUAGGAAUUGUGGAAUGUAGUGCACAAAGCUAUAUACUACCCAUAAACAACAAGCAUACUAUUUAUUAUCACAUACAGGGUUAACAGUUUUUAUCACUUAAGAUCACCUCAGAAUGUUGUAGUGUCUUUAUCUUUAAAAAAAUGUUAAUAAAGCUGCAAUAAUUAUUUUCCAA